Molecule: messenger RNA, 471 nt
Organism: Impatiens glandulifera
Lineage: Eukaryota; Viridiplantae; Streptophyta; Magnoliopsida; Ericales; Balsaminaceae
Product: keratin, type I cytoskeletal 9-like
Exons: 1
Coding region: 1-471 (156 amino acids)
Source: RefSeq, a predicted model, not a curated record
AUGAGAAGAAUAGAUGCUGAAAGACUAGAGUAUGUUGACUCCAUCGCAAGGAAAUUUCAAGCUGAAGAGAAUGCUAAAGCUGCUAAGAAAGAGCAAAAUAUCAUCACUCAGAGAGAAGCUAUUAGAGAUAUAAGAGGUGACGGUACUACAACCGGCACCAGAUCUAAACGAAUGCCAACCAAUGAUGAAAACCCAAGGCCAACUAAAAGAGGCGGAGGCCGAAGCGGCGGUGAUCGCGGAGGCCGAAGCAGCGGUGAUCGCGGAGGCCGAAGCGGCGGUGAUCACAGAGGCCGAAGUACUGGUGAUCGCAGAAGCCGAAGUACUAGUAGCAAUCGUGGUGGGCGAACUGGUGGAAGUGGUCGUGGUGGACGCGGUCUUCCUCCGUUCCAAAACCUGCUAACUGGUGAAGGGAUGAGUGGUGAAGGAUUCACCUAUCCAAUUGAUCCUCGAGUGAAAAGGGAAGGCCAAUAA